Molecule: messenger RNA, 1374 nt
Organism: Mizuhopecten yessoensis (Yesso scallop)
Lineage: Eukaryota; Metazoa; Mollusca; Bivalvia; Pectinida; Pectinidae
Product: probable proline iminopeptidase
Exons: 7
Coding region: 35-1159 (374 amino acids)
Biological process (GO): proteolysis
Cellular component (GO): cytoplasm
Molecular function (GO): aminopeptidase activity
Source: RefSeq, a predicted model, not a curated record
AACGCAUCUUGAGCACAUCAUCUGUGACAGCUCGAUGUUUGCUUCUAAAUUGAGAGUAUUUCUUCGUGUUAAUCCCAAUUCUCGAUAUAUCGUUAAGUCUGACGUGAUCCGAACUUUCACGAAUCUCCGAAUCGGAAGUAAACCUUGGACCGGCCGCCCCCGCAUUUGUGAUCAAAGAAGACAAGUCAUCAUCGCUAAUAAGAUGUCGUCAAUGAGGGAUUUGUUUCCGGAGAUCGAACCAUUUGAUUCAGGGAAACUUAAGGUGUCGGAAAUUCAUGACAUUUAUUACGAACAAAGUGCGAAAAAGGACGGUAAUCCAGUAUUAUUUGUUCAUGGAGGCCCAGGAGGGGGUACUAGUGGCCGUGACCGACGGUAUUUUGACCCUGAGACUUACAGAAUUAUCCUGUUUGACCAGAGGGGAGCUGGGAAGUCUACUCCUCCUGCAGAACUGCGAGAAAAUACAACCUGGGACCUGGUGGAAGAUAUAGAGCGUCUGAGGAAACACCUGGGGAUCGACAAGUGGGUGGUGUUUGGGGGGAGCUGGGGGUCAACGCUUUCUAUCGCUUACGCUGAGACACAUCCAGAUCGUGUAAAGGCCCUUGUCCUUAGAGGCAUUUUCACCUUGCGCAGACGAGAGUUACUUUGGUUUUACCAGGACGGGGCUAAUCAUCUGUUUCCUGACAAAUGGGAGGACUAUUUGGCCCCUAUACCUGAGGGAGAAAGGGGAGACUUGAUGGGUGCGUACUACAGACACCUGACUAGUGAGGACGAGGAGAAACGUGUCAAGGCGGCCAAGGCAUGGAGUAAAUGGGAGCUGGCCACGUCUCGAUUGCUGGUCGACGAGGACUUGGUGAAAAAAGCCGACGGAGACAUCUGGUCACAGCAAUUUGCCAGGAUUGAGAGUCAUUACUUUGUGCAUGGAGGAUGGUUCAAGACAGAUGCUCAACUAAUUGAAAAUGUGGAGAAAAUUCGACAUAUUCCAGCAACCAUUAUUCAAGGGCGCUAUGAUGUAGUUUGUCCUAUGGAAACGGCCUGGUUACUUCAUAAGGGAUGGCCUGAGGCUGAGUUCCACGUGGUACCUGAUGCGGGUCAUUCUACAAAGGAAGCUGGUAUAUGUCACCAUCUGAUUGAGGCCACAGACAAAUACAAAAACAUGUGAUCCAAUGAGCCGACAGGAAUUUGUCAUUUAAUUCAGAUCUAUUUUUACACAUUAACUUAUGCAUUCUCUUAUUUACAAAUGUUUAGUUCCCUUUUAGAAAUACAAGCAAAAAAGUACAAACCGUAAUUUUGUGAAAAAUAAGGACUGAUGUUGGAUAACAAAAAAGUGCUUUUUAAAACGUUGAUAUGUUAAUAAAAUCCUGCCAUGUCAUCUAA